GUGUGAGAGCAGUGUGAGAGUGGUGUGUGUGAGAGAGCGGUGUGUGAGCGCGGUGGUCAUAGUGAGAGAUCGGUGGUGAUACCUCAGGCGCUUAGGGAUCUGCCUCAGAAACAGCAGGUGCCCCCAAGUGGGGGGCUGCCCCCAUCCUCGAGGAUGGGUCGCAGAAGGGCCAGCCUAUGGGCGCUUUUCCCAUGCUGCAACUCCAAGAAAAAGGCCAAGACAAGAAAUAAGUUGGCCUCAUCCCACGUCCUGGAAGCAGAGUGCCCGGAGGAGUUCUCCACACGUCAACAACUGAAGGCAUGCAGGGAGCAGCUUCUUACAAGAGAAGCAGAAAUCGCGGAGCUAAAAGCAGAAAGGAGCAACACCAGGCUGCUGCUGGAACACCUGGAGCUCCUGGUUUCCCGGUACGUGCCGUCCCUCCGGAUGAUAGCGGGCACACAGCAGGCGCAGUCCCCAGCCAGCGUGACCAGCGAGUUGGAGGUGCUCAGGGCACUGAGAUUGCUGUUUGAGCACCACAAGGCCCUGGACGAGAAGGUGCAGAGCCAGAGGGAGCAGGACUGGGAGUCCACACAGCAGACCCGCGACUUCCAGAUUGAAGAGGAUGUGUCUGACGGCGAGGGCGACAGAGUCACCCUCUUCAGCUCGGCCGGUCAGCUGCCGCCCAGUGGGCAGGCCGAUGCUGACACUCUGCCUGUGAUGCCUCGGGAGCAGCUGGACAGCAUCAGUGAAGAGAUCCGGUGGGUGCGCCCGAACUCGGCUCCCCAGAAACGGGGCUUCUCUGAGGAGCUGUCUUCUCCUGGGAGAAGUCUGAGUGUUCCCUAGUGAGAAAACUGACUUCAGGCCUGCUUCAAGGAUUUUCAGUUCUCAGACCACCCUUGAUGAAAGAGCUGUCAGGCAGGGCGUUCUGUCCACCUCUGUUGUCAGCCCUCUGUGGGGGCGGGCGUUGUGGGGUGUCCCCCGCAUGUCUGAGCCCCAAGGUGGGUGAGGUGCCGAGGCGGUGUCCUCUCCGGCUCCUGUGCCCUCUAGCCCUGAGGGUUUACCCUCCCGUGUUCAUCGGAGACUGCCACGUUCUGGUGAAAAGGCACCUGGAACAGAAAAGCGGGGGUUUGGGGGCUGGAAAAUUCCCACUCAGAUCUGCAUUGUCCUUUUUAACUGAAUACAGUUUGGAGAUUGGCUUCUUGUGAGACAGUGGUCCAAGGACAUGUGUUUGAGUUUUUCUGAUGUUGUCAGUAUAUUUAAGAUGUUUUCUUUAGACACCGUCUUGGCAGUUGUAACAGUUUACAACACGGGAUAGAACGCAAAUGCCCGCCUCGUGGUGAGCAGCGGGCCUUGGGUCUGGUUGUAGCCGGGUGUCCGCGGACCCCGAGGCCUGCCUGGGCCACACCCACACAGCGGCGCCCCUGUCAUGGGUCCAUGUCCAGAGCGGCCGCAGGCCGGUGACCAUGUGCAGGACCAGGCAGAGCUGCUGCUCAGAUUGUUGUCAUCACGUCAGCCCACGCCGAGAUGCCUGGGCCUGUGUGCCGAGCACGCGGGGCUCAGGGGGAAGGCAGGGGUGAACGGCACAGCCAGCAAACGCAGGUGGUGCCGCCUGCACUUUUGACGCCGAGACAGACUGCUUCCUUGGCCUUGUUCAGCUCAGAUUAGCUCAGAAAGAUGGGAUUUCCCUGUCCCCACAGGAAAUAUGGAACGGUUCCGUAUUAAUAUUUUUAUUUUUACAGCAAGUUGUCAGGUAAAGUGAAUUUUCCUUAGGCAGUAAGGUGACUUCUUUUAUGAAUGGUAAAUUCUGUCCAUCAGCUUGCUAUCAGAAUGGAAAAACUUUCAAGACUUUUAGAUAUAA
This is a messenger RNA of Odocoileus virginianus texanus, 1837 nucleotides long. The record is from RefSeq and is a predicted model, not a curated record. NCBI's taxonomy places the organism in Eukaryota, Metazoa, Chordata, Mammalia, Artiodactyla, Cervidae.